Drosophila subpulchrella is the source of this 4073-nucleotide messenger RNA. RefSeq names its product extensin. NCBI's taxonomy places the organism in Eukaryota, Metazoa, Arthropoda, Insecta, Diptera, Drosophilidae. The transcript is spliced from 3 exons. Bases 2092 to 4041 code for a protein of 649 amino acids. The record is from RefSeq and is a predicted model, not a curated record.
UGUGCCAGACCCACUUAGAUGACCGGGCGAUAUGAUAGCCAAAAAACACCGAACUGUACCAGGUUUUUGAUUGAAUGGAAAACGAUUGAAAUUCCAAACACCCCGUGCGCAAUUUCCAAAAAAAGUGAAAAUCAAUGUAGGCUAAUCGAAAGUUCAUUUACGGAUAGUGUGUGAUAUAAUGCAAAAGCAGCACUAUCUAUGGGUUCAGUUUACCAUCAGAUGUAGUGCAGGUGAAAUUUAUGCGUGUGAAUGCUGAAUUUUAACGAAACCCAAAUAAUAGCAUUGAAAUGCCAUCAAAAUAAUUGACCGUCCCAUGCUAAUUGGUAAUUGGUAAUUGUCGAUGGUCUGCUUUGCUUUGCUUCUAUUACAAUUAUGCUUUCACCCGGCGCCUGAUUAGAGCGGAUUCAAUGGCCCCAUCUUGGGCGGAUUAUGUAAGCGGACGACACUUUUGAUUUGUAUCUAAAUUGCAGCCAAAUCAUAAACCUUCGACCAUCUCCGGCAGCCGAAAGUGAAAAGAGUCCGGCGAUAAAAAACAAAAGAAGAAACAUGCGGAACAUGCAGGCCAUCGAAAGCAAAAGUUUUGUGCGUGCGGAAACGUGCGGCGCAUGCGUAGGUGGAUUCCGGCCAAAUGGGAACAGUGGAGCGGGGCCAGGCAACCUGCCAAAUUAAGGUAAACAUUAUUGUUAACUUAUUGAGUAUGGUUUAAUAGUUGGCAGGCCAACAUUUCUAUAUUGUAUUACCUUUUCUAUGAAUUGUAAGGCUUUAAAAUAUGAACUAAAAAAAAUUGCGGAACUUAAUUUAAAGGACUUAGUGCAUGAAAUGCAUUAAAACUAUUAUGUUUUUAUGUUUAAUUUAAACUUUUAAAACGAACAAAUAUUUAAGGCCUACGUUUUUUUACUUGAAAGGCCUUCAAUUCCUAGGAUACUUAAACAAUUUAUUAUGUUUUAAUGAUCAGCUUUGAAACACACUGUAAUAUUAUGUUUUUUAAUAUUAUCAGUUAAUUAAUUUCUUUUAUAUAUUACCUAUUAAACUUUAAAUCUACAUUUGUUUGCCCGAAAAAAGGGUUUAGCACUGAAGGAUUUCUAUAGUAUCCCUGAAUGUCUCUACUAGUUUAACAUUUUUAACAGCACCACGAAUCUCUUAAAUACUCUUAAAUCCUUGCACUUUAUACAUAUUUUUUCGUUGGUAACGACUUUCUAUCGCUUACAUUAUACAUUUUUUCGUUAGUAAAGACUAUUUCUAUCGUUUGUGAUAUGUUUUUUCUUUAAUUUGCCUGUAAACUACACUAUAUUUUUUUUUAAUUUGAAAUUUUUAUAAAUUAAAUGAAAUCUGGUUUUGCUGAAAAUGUUUUUUUUUGCGUGCCUCAAGUACAGAACCAUGAUUUGGGGUUACAAAAAUAUUUACGUAGGUCUAGUCUAGAUAAAAAUGGACAACAUGGUUUAUUAUCAGAUUACAGGAAAAUAGCCUAAAUAAGCAAUUACAUCUACCAAAUGGUGUGAGGACACGUCCGUCGGCUGGAUGCAUAUGGUUUAUGACCCGUUUAUCAUAUUUAUUUAGGUUAAAGUAGCUAUCAGCAACGAACGAAUUUCUGCUAAGUCGAAAUCGUACAGCAUAGUUGAUAGGAAAAUUUAGAGUCUGAAUUUGUUUUAUAAAUCCAUAUACAAAUAUUUAAUUUAUGUUUCUGCAACCACAGUGCGUGGUCAGAGGGCUAAGCAUAAUGAGGUGACGCCUUCGAUGGGUGAUGGGAGGAGGAUCGGUGGUGCCCAGUGGGUUGGCGGUUCGGGGUCUUCGAUUGCGGCAAGUGAAAUGGCAGCGUAAAAGUCAUAAACUGCCCAAUUGCCGUACUCCAUGCCGAUGAGCCGCCAUCUGCGGUGCAUUGCUAGCACUCAAGCACCGAUAUUCGGCGAUUGGUAUGCACAGUGGGUGCUUUCCGACGACGAUGGCCACUCCACUGUGCCGCGAUGUCCGCUUUAUAAAUACAACAGCGACCAAGGAAGUUCAUUUCAUUUUCUUGGUGGCAAUCGCAGCAAUCGGAUUAAACGCGUAACGAUAUAAGAUAUAUAGUAGUGCAUCAUCAACCACAAAAACAAGAUGAAUCUUUUGACCAGUUCGAGUAGCCUCCAUCUGCUGAUGGUCUUGGCCGUAAUCUUGGUUGCCCCCAGAGCCGAGGCGGGUUUACGUUUGCGGCACACCAGUCGAUCGGUCACGCCCCCUGCCAGCACUACGCCCACCGUAACAGUGACCUCGGAGGAGGCGCCACCACAGGAAACCGUGGCGGAGAGUGCGCCCGUUGCCGCUGAAGUUACCGAACCGGAAACGGAAGUGGGGGUCACAACCGGAAAGCACAAGCGCGGCAUUCUGCACGGGCACCCCCACUUGCACGGCCAAUGGCCCGCCCGUACAUAUGCCGCCCACUACGGCUACAGCCUGCAGUUGCCCGGCGGCAGUGCCUUCCUGGCCGCCGCUCCGCCACAUCGCCACUUUGUCAAGUACGGAGGACAUGGAGCGGUGAAGCCGCUAACCCUGGUUUCCGGUUCCGGUUUGCUGCCCGCUCUUGCUCCGGCUCCCGCCGCCCUGCUGCCCGCCGUGGGAGCAGCCCUGCCCGCCGGAUUGCCCGCUGGAUUGCCCACCGGAUUGCCCGCUGGUUUGCCUGCUGGUCUGCCCGCCGGAGUGGCCAGCGCCAUUCCCGCCGGAGUGGCCACAGCCCUGAACACCGGCGUGGCCACCGCCUUGUCCACCGGCGUGGCCCCGCCCUCGUAUGUCCUGCGACCCGGCAACGCCCUUGUGUCCUCGUACAGCGUCAACUAUCCGCACCAGCACCUGCAGAAGCCCGUGGUCUUCCAGUCCGCCGUGAAGCCAGUGCACUUCCAUGCUCCCGCCCACGCCCAUGUGCACGCCGUGCAGCCAACUUAUGUGCAGGCUUUUGCUCCGACUGCUCCCGCUGUGCCUGUCCAGCCUGUUCAGGCCAUCCAGCCGAUCCAACCGGUACAGCAUCUUCAGCCGAUCCAGCCCAUUCACCCUGUGACCCAUCAGUACCAGCCCGUUCAGCCCCUGCAGCCAGUCACCCCAGUCCAACCAGUUCAACCCCUGCAGCCGGUUACUCCAGUACAGCACAUCCAGCCCAUCCAGCCAGUCCAGCCCUCUGUGGCUUUUGGGGUUCCGGCACCACCAGCCGUUGAUCUGCCCGUCAUCCCCCAGUUCCCUCAGCAGCCUCCGUUCCCCCAGUUCCCCGGAGUGCCCACCUUUAGCUUCCAGCCUGCCCAGCCAGCGGUGCCCGCUCAACCCGCUGUGCCCGCCCAGCCGGCCACCCCGGCUGCUCCCGAGGCCCCUGAAGUACCACAGAUUCCCCAAAUUCCGCAGAUUCCCCAGAUUCCUGCCAUACCGCAAAUUCCUCAAUUUCCUGGAUUACCCCAGUUCCCCGGGUUCGCCCAGUUCCCCCCGAUUCCCCAAUUCCCCCAGGCGCCGGCCAAUCCGUCGAUUCCGCCUGUGCCUUCGGUGCCAACGGUUCCGGCAGUUCCCACCUUCCCCAGUCCGCCCACCAGUCAGUUCUUCCCCUCUGCUCCCCAACCGCCGCUGCCCCAGCAGCCACCCACUUUUGGCCAGCCGGAGCAACAGUUCCCCGGCGGAAUUGUACCGCUACCGGGAUCCACGCCCGUGCAGCCGGAAUCCGGAACGGGAAUAGCCUCGCCGCAGAUCCCCCAGUCGCCGGAGGCGGAGAAUCCCUCGGAGGUGGCACCCCAAAGGCCCCCCAGCCAGCAGCCAUGGAGGCCGGUCUUCUAUCAGCCACCCACCGAAUCUGCGCCAGCUUCGCCCAAUCGUCCUUCGAUCACCCUGCAGCCGCCCUACGGAAGUUCGCCAGCUGAAGGCUACCUGCCACCCGUGGGAUCGCAGCCUUCGGCCCUGAGUUCCGGCAGUGCCGGGAUCGGCAGCCAGGGCGGCAUCUUCGACCAGCUGAGUGACGCGGAACUGGAGCACAUCUUCGCCCAGGCCAACUUGGCGCAGCAGCAGCACCACCAGGCCCACAACUACCACCACUACUGAUUGUAACACUAACUUAGGGAUCUUGUUUAAAU